AUGUUUUGGUCAAUUCCCCUUUUGAGCCUCGCGCUCGGAUACCUUCCAUCGGCGAGAGCACAUAAUGACACAGGAUCAACAUUGCCAGCGAUACUCUCUACCGACAUCAUCGAAGGCUUGGGCAACAAUAGUCUCUUCACCAGAUGGCGACCUACUUAUCACUUUACCUCGCCAGCUGGGUGGAUGAAUGACCCAUGUGCCAUGUUGUACGAUCCUACCACCGAUACAUAUCAUUUGCACUAUCAAUGGCACCCCAAUCAUGUAAACUGGGGAAACAUCUCCUGGGGUCAUGCCACUUCUAAAGACCUGAUUACUUGGACGGAUGUUGGAGGUUGGGAAAAUGAUCAGGCUCAAUCCGUCGGUACAGGUCCUGGGCCAGACUCAAGGAACAACAGCUACUACGGCCUCGGUAUCUUCUCGGGCUCUGGGCAGCCCUAUAACCUUCAGGGUGAGCAGGACGGCACGCUCAUCAACUUUUACACUUCAGUCCAGCAUUUGCCCACUAAUUGGGCUCUUCCUUACAUCAAGGGUACUGAAAAACAGAGCAUCGUCAUUUCAAACGACGGCGGCAAGACCUGGGAGCAGUAUGAAGGCAACCCAGUUAUUUCGUCCCCGCCCGAGGGCUGGAAUAUCACCGGCUGGCGUGACCCAUUCGUCGAACCGUGGCCAGAGAUGGAUGCCAUCUUAGGACAGAAAGAGCCGCAUUGGUAUAUGGUGUUGGGCUCAGGUAUCAAGGGAGAGGGUGGAGGCGGCCGCAUUCCAUUCUACAGCGCUCCCUCAUCGAACCUGACAGAUUGGACUUUCUUGGGCGCUCUAUGGGAACCCGACCGAAACGAGACUCUGGGCUCUCUCCUUGAAACCGGAACUUACGGGUUCAACUUUGAAGUGUCUAAUUUCUUCUCCUUGACUGACGAAGAUGACGAUGUGCACUACUACGUCCUCAUGGGGGCCGAAGGUGGUAACCUUACCUGGCAUCCUCGCGCAAGUUGGGGUCUCUGGAACGAGGGAGUAGUCACCAGGCGAGAGAAUGGUUCAGCCGAGUUCACCCCGGUUUCGGGUGGCGUCAUUGACUCUGGUCUACUUUACGCCGUCACCAGCUUCAAUGACACGAAGAAUGAUCGCCGCGUUCAGUGGGGUUGGGCCAGUGAGGAGAACAACAACUACGCUAUUAAUCAACAAGGUUUCCAGGGUGCCAUGGCAAUUCCUCGAGAGAUGUACGUUAUCAAGACAAGGGAUCUAAUCAACGCCGACGGAGGCCUGUCUACCAAAGGUAAUACACGUGUUGUCGAACACAGCAACGGUACCUUUACUGGAUAUACUCUGGGUGCUCGUCCUUUGCCCGAUGUCGUCGAAGGUCUUCACGUGGGCGCGGAGCCGCAGAACAUAAAAACUGCUGGCACCUGCAACGCUAGCUUAUCAGCCGGAAAUGCUAGUAGCCACAUGCAUCUUCAAGUAACUCUCAGCAACUUCACGGGCCCUGCUGGUGUAACUAUUGCUAUGUCGCCAGGUCGCGAGGAGCAGACUACUAUCUGGUAUAGUCCUGAAAACUACACCAUCAACGUUGAUCGCUCGAAGUCCUCGCUUAUUGGGACAAAAGUAGCCAACUACACAAUGCUUGGCUACUUUUAUCCAUAUACUUUCUCCAACGGCACGCAGGAGUCCUUACACAUGGAUGUUUUCGUCGAUGGUUCGCUUGUAGAGGUUAUUGUUAAUGAUCGCUUCUGGCUCACGACUCGCAUCUACCCUGCCCGCACAGACAGCACUGGGUUCGGUGUUUGGGUGGGAGACAACUCUACUGUUCAUGCCACAGACCUGACCGUGUGGAACAUCGCGGCCAAUGCCUUCCCCGACAGGCCGGCAAACUCUAGUAGUGAGCUUGUCUUCGACACGCCCGAGGAGUCGAACAACUAUGUUUGGUGGGCCGGAAAUUAG
Cucurbitaria berberidis CBS 394.84 is the source of this 1932-nucleotide messenger RNA. RefSeq names its product glycoside hydrolase family 32 protein. The record is from RefSeq and is a predicted model, not a curated record. The transcript is spliced from 4 exons. Bases 1 to 1932 code for a protein of 643 amino acids. NCBI's taxonomy places the organism in Eukaryota, Fungi, Ascomycota, Dothideomycetes, Pleosporales, Cucurbitariaceae. Gene Ontology annotation, molecular function: sucrose alpha-glucosidase activity. Gene Ontology annotation, biological process: sucrose catabolic process.